UGGCUAUUGAUCCGGACACACUCUCCCAGUUGUGCGGCGCCCGAAGCCACGCCGCUCCCAACGAGGUGAGAGAAGAACCGGGAACACACGACGCCGGGGGCGACUGGCGAUGUUCUUCCAACAGCCGGGGACAUUAUUACAGCUCAGCACUCCUACACCCCACAACUACCAAAUCCAGGGAGGUGGUCCGGACUAAGCCAAUUUUGGCCUUUUGAAAAACCAUCAAGACCCUCUCGACGUCUCAAGUGCGGACUUGAUAGCUCACAGCUAGUGUUGCGCUGCCAUACACGGAUUUCCCCGCUCAACUAGGAUAGCAGACUAGAAAACUAUAGGACAUUUGUGAAAUCGGUGGGCGUCGAAUUGAUCGACUUUUAAAAGACGAGGAGUCACAACAUGGGCAGAGAACGCGAGUUCGGAGAUUAUGAAGAUGACGACGAUAGGGGAGACGUGGUGCCCCAAGAUGAGAGAGGUUCAAAUACCUAGCAAGGCACAAAGAUCCACAGGUGGAAUGGUGGACAUGCGUCGGGCCCACCCAGAACUGGGGCACCCAGGAGACCAUCUGGCCACUGAGCAAAGCCGCGCGGUCAGCGCAAGCCACGCCCAGGCUAGGGGACUUGUCCACGCCAAAGAAGAACUUCCAGACGGGGGUACAUGUUGGCAGACCCAUCUGGCAGUACAGCUGUGGCCGGUCGUCAGCCCUGGACUUCGUGCAACCCACCGCCAUGUCGGCCUCGGCCUCAGAGCGCGUCUCCCAGCUGGCACAACACAAGACGUACUCACGACACACGCCCAACAGAAAUGAGUUCCUGUACAGCUGCGGCCGCGUGAGUCCAGUGUGGCAAGUGGCCGAUCACGCCCAGAGCUGCGAACCCCGGCCGCACACGGUGGACCUGGCCCAGCACAAGCAGCCACACCGGGACUUCCAGCCGCACAAGGACAUCCCCUGGCCAGUCACAGAGGCCGCCCGCAGCGCCAAAGCCUCCGAGAGAAUAGACUCGCUGUCAAUGCCCAAGAACAGGCCCGACGGACCGUUCAGGGGCCCGGAGUGGCCGGUUUCAGAGUCGGCUAUGAACUCUGUGGCAUCUCCCCGUUGCGUAGAACUAUCACGCGCCAAGUCCCUGGCCGAUGGUUUCCAGCAUGCCCGUGAAAUCCAGUGGCCCGUGACCAAGGCAGCCCGUCGGGCGACUUCAUCUGGCCGUCUCAGUGAACUGGCACAGCCCAUUCAACGCGUCAACAUGAACAUCCUGCAGUUCAACCCAGACGCUUUCCAGGUCAAGACCACAGCACUCAAAGGCCGAUUAUCUUCCAGGGUCAACGAGCUUGCCCAGCCCAUUAAUAGAUAAUUUUUAUUUUAAUCUUUAUCAAAAUAAUAUCUCCUGCUGAACUGCAAAAUAGCACAAAAGCCAAGGUUGCCUUUCAUUCAUUUUUUUUUUCUUGACUCUGGUUCAUCAUAUAAAAAAAAAAUCUUCCUGUCUCUUCAGCUGUCCAGAGAGAGAGGGAGCAGAAAGUCGCUGUGACUUUAACGCCUACCGUUAUUUAUUUGUGUGUGUGUAUAUAUACCAUGUAUAAAGUUUUGUACAUAACCUGCACACUUAAUUACCACUUGUUCUGAUCAAUAUAUAGGAGGGAAACAAGGAUUUAGAAAAGCAGUGCACUAUAAGUACCGACAGUUAGAGUUACAACUUUUUUUUAAAACGAUUGUUUCAAACUCUCAUUAAAGUGUGAAAUGCCAUGUCAAAGAAACUUCCAGCUUCCAGGACGUUCAGUCAAGUGGAAUCAUCCAUAGGAUCUCAAGAGUCCCAUACAGGCUUAGCAACGUGACAUGACCAUGACCCUGUCUUCCCUUUGACUAUUAAAGUAAAUACACCCUCAGUUUAUUUUUGUGGUGUUGAAAAAAAAAAGGCAGACUUAUCAUCUAGUUUGGCACAUGCUAUAAAAACUGUUAAAUCUAUAUACAUGUAUUAUAUAUUAAUGUAGGUAUGUUUAAAUUGUGGUACGUGUUACAGUUUGACACCAUUCAGUAUUAAAAGCAGCUCAUUGACUUUUCUUUGACCUGUGCAACAUCAAUACUACAUUACAUUGAUUUUCUCGGAAAUGUUUUACUGUAAUAAAUGCAAGUGUAUUACUGUAAUCAU
Messenger RNA from Aplysia californica (California sea hare), 2135 nucleotides. Its product is annotated as testicular haploid expressed gene protein-like. Lineage: Eukaryota; Metazoa; Mollusca; Gastropoda; Aplysiida; Aplysiidae. The record is from RefSeq and is a predicted model, not a curated record.